Cyclopterus lumpus (lumpfish) is the source of this 1876-nucleotide messenger RNA. It is a transcript of the gene mcfd2, whose product is annotated as multiple coagulation factor deficiency 2, ER cargo receptor complex subunit. The transcript is spliced from 4 exons. The record is from RefSeq and is a predicted model, not a curated record. NCBI's taxonomy places the organism in Eukaryota, Metazoa, Chordata, Actinopteri, Perciformes, Cyclopteridae. Gene Ontology annotation, molecular function: calcium ion binding. Bases 121 to 576 code for a protein of 151 amino acids.
UGGAGCUACGGCAAGCCACUUGGUCUCUAAAGGCUGCGACUCAUUAUUGCUGUUUGCAGCCGACGGCUAAAUAAACAUAACUGUCCACGGAGUCGAGUGAACGCGUCAUUUUCCAGCAGAAUGAGGAGUGGCAGGUGCAGUGUGCAGUGGGGGGGUCUGAUCGUCCUCCUGUCCUGCUGUCUGCUGUGUGUCCACUCUCAGGUGGAUCCCCAGCAGCACCCGCCGGUCUUAGCGCAUGUCUCCGGUCACGGUCGCCUGGACAAAAACAUGAUCCAGGACAAAGACCACAUCAUGGAGCAUUUGGAGGGAGUGAUCGACCAACCAGAGAAAGACAUGACACCCCAGGAGCUCCAGCUGCACUAUUUUAAGAUGCACGACUACGAUGGCAACAACCUGCUGGAUGGGCUGGAGCUUGCCACAGCGAUCACACAUGUACACAAAGAGGAGAGAGGAGAGGACAGCCAGCCAAUGAAAGAGGAGGACCUUGUCAUUCUCAUCGACGAUGUCCUGAGAGACGAUGACAAAAACGACGACGGUUACAUAGAUUAUGCAGAGUUUGCCAAAUCGCUGGAGUAAUGUGUCGCCUGGUUGUGGACGUCCUCUGAGUCCGACAACGACAUCAACAACAAGAAAUCUGCAGAUGAGUAGGCGAACUGAAAAGCUGCCACCAAGCGGUCUAGAAACCCAUUGUUUAAUCUUUUCUUUCCAUCUCGCAGGCGAUCAAUAAGGGUUAUUGGUAAUUUCUUUCUGAGCUUGUGAUACUUCCGUUUUCCUUUUUUUUUUUACUCAGCAACUUAGCUGGGAGCAGAAAACAGUUAUGCUAGUAAGUUACUAAGCAACAAGAAAAAGGAGGAAAACAAAAUUGUCUUUUUUUUUUUGUUGCCUCUGACUUUUUUUCCUUGAAACCAUGCCUUUUUUAAACGUUAUUAUUAUUAUUAUUAUUAUUAUUUUUAAAUAAAGGGUCAGUUCCCCCAAUAUUAAGAGACACAGUCUUCUACCUAACCCUGACUAGUAAUUCUGUUUUAGUGAGCUCUCAAAAUCCCAAUACUUUCAUUGGGAACUAGUACAACCAGUAAAGUGGUAGCAGAGGUUUCAGUGGCAGGUACAUCGCAAAACCGUGGCAAAACUAAACCCCGAACUCUGUGCAUGGCCCUUUUCAUACAUACAUGGGCUCUGUAGUGUGCUUCUGAAUCUACACGUAGCCCGAUGGCAUCAAAUCCAAAUGUCAUCGUUGCUUUAAAUGGAGCUCAAUUUCCAUUUGAAACGGGUGACGUGUACACACUGGACUUAUUGGCACAAGCAUCGCGGUGCAAUACCCUUCACGGUGGCCCAAACGAUUCCCUCUGCAAACAAUUCCCUUUCAUUUGCUGUUUUCUUUUCUUCUGUUUUCUCAUGAUAACCAAAAAGUGGCCUUGACUUGCAUGUGAUAGAAGUUGUAUUUUUGAGGUUUGCGGGCAAAACAACACAUUGAAUGUCGAUAGCAGAUGUUUCUGGAGAUUACUACAAUUAUUCGAGCCAAUCGUGCGUCGUCCUCGACUGCGUCUGCGAGCCAGCUGAAGCUUGACGACGACGGUGAAUGUGAAGCGGCACCUCGCCGACGACUCGUGAUCACUGGAUCUGAAAGCACACUGGUGGACUCUGCUGCCACUGCAGUUGUUUAAUAAGCUGAUGUAUGUUAGCUACAAAUCAUUAGCUGCCUUUUUUUUUUUUUUUUUCAAAAUCUCUGUGUGAUUGAUGAGAUCCAUAUUUGUGCCAUCCAGUAUUGAUUCUUUAAUCGGUUCACGUUGUUGAUUUAUAUAUUUAAAAAAAACAAAGGAUAACAAAUGCAACUGCAUUGUUUCUGGAAUGUGAAAUAUUAAAAACUGUAAUCUACAGA